UCUUAUUGAAAUAGAUAAGUAUGUCUGGGAGAGGAAAAGGUGGUAAAGGACUCGGUAAAGGAGGCGCCAAGCGGCACCGGAAAGUGCUGCGUGAUAACAUCCAGGGAAUUACCAAGCCUGCAAUCCGACGUCUAGCUCGCCGUGGCGGAGUGAAGCGAAUUUCUGGUCUGAUUUACGAAGAGACUCGUGGGGUGCUCAAAGUGUUCCUGGAGAAUGUGAUCCGCGAUGCUGUCACUUACACAGAGCACGCAAAGAGAAAGACAGUCACCGCUAUGGAUGUGGUAUAUGCUUUGAAACGCCAGGGGCGCACUUUGUAUGGAUUUGGAGGUUAAGAAAUAAAGCGUUUACUCGAAUUGAUUUGGAAAAAAAAGGCUCUUUUAAGAGCCACCCACUGUCUCUUUAUAAAGAGCAUUUUCCAUUACAGUCAACAAUUAUACUUCCAUCUGUAUCGCUGAAAUUAACAUGCUUGUUAUAUUUGUUUAAAUUGCGCAUGUGAUUGAUUUAUAGUAUACCAUGUA
This is a messenger RNA of Polyodon spathula (Mississippi paddlefish), 518 nucleotides long. Its product is annotated as histone H4. The record is from RefSeq and is a predicted model, not a curated record. The transcript has a single exon. NCBI's taxonomy places the organism in Eukaryota, Metazoa, Chordata, Actinopteri, Acipenseriformes, Polyodontidae. Gene Ontology annotation, cellular component: nucleosome. Gene Ontology annotation, molecular function: protein heterodimerization activity; DNA binding; structural constituent of chromatin. Gene Ontology annotation, biological process: nucleosome assembly. Bases 21 to 332 code for a protein of 103 amino acids.